Molecule: messenger RNA, 1594 nt
Organism: Bactrocera neohumeralis
Lineage: Eukaryota; Metazoa; Arthropoda; Insecta; Diptera; Tephritidae
Product: serine protease snake-like
Exons: 3
Coding region: 385-1365 (326 amino acids)
Biological process (GO): proteolysis
Molecular function (GO): serine-type endopeptidase activity
Source: RefSeq, a predicted model, not a curated record
UUAUCAUGGAAGGUUUUUUAUUAAAAGGUGGAGGGUCCACAGUUAAUAUAAAACUUGAACAACUUUGUGGUUUGGAUUUUUGAAAAAAAGAGAGAAAAAACUAAAAAGAACGUUAGGGAACCCCUGUGUUAAUUUAAGAGUGCCGGAGAAGAAUAGAUCAACCAACAACAGAGUUUAAAAAUUUCAUCAGGAAUACCAAGUGUAUGAAUCUCUAUACCAUGGUAUGAAUUAGCAUAUACGAGUGCACGGCUUAGUAAGUCUCUCUUCUCAUUGAAAUUGGAAGAUGUUUGUGUACGUAGAAAUGGUACAAUGGCAGUUUAGUGAAGCGCCCACAGUUGAGCUUCACAGUUGCAAAGAUCGUUAGUAUAAAAUUGUUUCGAUAAUAUGCAUCAGUUCAAACACAGUUCACCGGCACUACUGCUACUCACCUUAUGGCUCUUUGGAAAUAUGUGGAAGAUCGCUGGAGGACAAAAUAACCUUCGAACUGAAGUAAGAACAUGUACUGAGGUCAAACGACAAAUAUUUGAAGAGGUGAAAACUUUUAGUGCUUAUAUACAUGGAGCCCAAGAAUUGAAAUUUACUGUAGAUAAUUGUAAACCAUACGCUCCGCUAAUAGUAGGGGGAAGUCCAGCGAGUCCUAAAGAGUUUCCGCACAUUGCACGAUUAGGUCACGCCAGUAUAAAUAAGCCAACAGAAUGGUUUUGUGGAGGUACUCUUAUAAGUGAGAGAUUUGUUUUGACUGCAGCGCAUUGUUUCUCAACAAACCGUGGCGAAGUAAACAUUGUGCGGUUAGGAGAUUUGGACUUUGGCAGAGAAUCGGAUGAUGCACGGCCAGAGGACUUCCGUGUUCGACGCUACAUAGAGCAUAAUGAAUACAACAGUGCCACAAUCUACAAUGACAUAGCACUCGUAGAACUGGAACGACCUGUAACUUUUGACGCAUAUAAACAUCCUGCAUGUUUGCCCACCAAUUCUGGAGAUGAGUUUCAAAAAUUAGUGGCCAUUGGCUGGGGGAGCACACGUUUCGCCGAUUCUGAUUCGAAAAAACUUCUAAAAGUAACCCUCAAUCGGUUGGGCUUCGAUCAAUGUCAACGUCUUAUCGCGUUUUCGGAUGUGGAUCAACUCCCCAGGGGUGUGGAGAAUCGUUUACAAAUAUGUGCUGGUUCGAAUGAAGCAAAAGAUACUUGCAGCGGUGAUUCGGGCGGUCCAUUAUUAGCAUACCAUCCAGAUUAUCCGUGUAUGUACACCGUGAUUGGCAUAACAUCAUAUGGAAUUGGCUGUGGUAUACCCGGACAACCGGGUAUUUAUACCCGAGUGUAUAGCUACAUUGAUUGGAUACGGAUUAAUGUUUGGGGACAAAGGUAGAACAUAAGUUACCUAAAAUAAGUCGAAAUUUAUUUGGAGUAUCAAUAACUUAUCUACAUCAGCUUAAAGGAGGAUCGAACUUAAUAAGAACUAAAGUGAAAUAAACAUCUAUGUUUGCUUAUCCAUUCACUUCUAAAAAUAGAUUUCGGGUUCCCAUUGGAACUCAAAUUUUAAUUCAGAGAGCUAUUAAGAAGUCGAAAAGUGGAAUAAAUUACAGUCAUAUUGUGAA